GGUCAUUCUAGUUCACAAAAAAGAAUGAAGAGAGAGAAGCUCUUCCAUCUCUCUAAAAAAUCAGUUAAUUCCUGAAUCCGUUCAUGGGAUUCCGGCAACCUCACCACCGGCAAAAGCUUCUCUUCAAUGACAAUACACAAUACUCAGUGGAAACCACUGGCAAUCCAAACCAAGAACUCUGGAAUCAUCACUCCCACACCAGGCUCUUGAGCGGCAGAGGCACAAGGAAAGGUUCGCUUCCUUCCAAACCAGGUAUCUCUUUGAAUCAAUACUAUGAGCCACAAAUCUCGAACACCACCAGGCAACGCCCAAAUCGAAGGAUUUGGUCACCUGAGUAUCCGGCCAACUAUUACACUUUAGAGCCGGUUUACUGGAACGGCACCAGGGCUUACCUACACAAUUUCUGGUCUCCUGAGUAUCACACCAGGCAACACCCAUUACGCAGAAGCAGGACUCCUGCGUAUCACACAAGGGCUUACACAAAUGACCUUUGGAAUCCCCCAGCCCGUCCAGAAGCUCGAAAAAACUCCAUAUGGGACCGAGGUUACGCUCAUCAGCGUCAACUGGUCCGGCAUCCCAAUCAUCACCCCCCAAUCCAAACAAAGAAAUCUGAAGACGGUUGGCGUUUGGUCAAAUACAGGGGACGACGAAACCCAAAAUACCCACCUCAGACUCUACAGGCACCCUCGCAACCCGAUUCAAAGAACAAAAGGGGAACAGGUAGUGCUAAUCGCUACCGGAGUUUAAGAAUCGAAGAUGAAAACCCCUACGCCCAAUCAUCAGAAUCUGAGGUCGAAUCAGACUCUACGCCUAGUAUCUUUGAUAGUCAGACAUUUAGAGGGAUAUCAAAUAUUAUCAAUGAGCGACGAACCAAGAGCGAAGGCAGAAAUUUAUCUGUAGCAGACCGUGGUGGCCAAAGACGAAGACCGGAAAAUUCGUCGGUGCCUCCGUUUUGCUCAACUACAGGACUCGCGGCUAUCAAGCCUGCAACCGACAACCUGUCAGCGGAUAACAUUCAAUCGACUGGCAAAUCCAAGCUCACAUGGGCUGAUGUCCUCAAGGGCGCUAAGGACAAAAUGGACAAGACGGACGGCCCUGAAAUUGUCUCAAAUAAAGGCCCUCUAUCGAUUGCGAUAAGUUCAAGCCAGCUGGCAGGAAUUUUGCAAUCUGUGGACCGAGCAAGUACAUCUGGUUUAGAAAAAAUAUGUAGCAAGGAAUUGGCCACGACGUAUGUAAACGACGAAUUUACAGAUGACCUGCUCAAUGAAAGCCAGAAAUACUCCUUUUUUGGUGAAUCUGGGUUUGACUCGGUCAAAAUUGGAAAUACAUCUUUUAAAUUUGCAGUUCGAGAUACGGAUUUGGUCCUCUUUCAACUUAAAAAAUCUAUCCUCCAUAAAAUUCACAUCAAAAUUGAUCUUGUCUCAGAAAUCAUUGGAUUCAUCUCCCAGAUCGCAAAUACUGUUCCAAAAAAUUUUGGGACCAAAAAAAGAUUUGAAGAUAUCACAAUUUCCGUGAAAAUUAGUAGAGCGGGUUCAUAUGUAAGAAUGGAGAAAUACAAGGGGAGCUUCAUUCAGAUACCCAUGGGACAUCAUAACUCAAGCCUGUAUAUUUUCCUUAAUAUUCUUACUAAUUUUGUAGGGAUCUCAAAGACAGUGCCAGACGACUCAAUAUCUCUUCUACACGGGAAUGAACAACAAACCGAGGACCCCACAUCCAUAUCUAAACUGAUUUUCAACUAUCAGAUCCAAACGGGAGAUACUAAAAAUACACAUGCCAUCAACUUUGGAAAACAACCCGAGCUACCAUUGAUCCAGGCAUAUUCAGAUGCAUCUGACGAUUUUGAUUAUUCAGACGAUUCACUCUUUACAGAUGACUUCUUGGGACACGCAACUGAGAGCGAUCGUCGUCCUCCUAUCUCAUACCCAGAAGAAAUUCGGAAAUCCAAGUUCAAUACUGCUAUCUGCCAUAAAGCUAAUUUCAUAACCUCUGAAAAUUGCUUGCCAACCGAAAACUUGAACACGCAGCUAAAAAUCUACAGGAAAUCUCAAAAAAACAAAAGACGGCACAGCAUGAAAACUAGGUCCCAAACCAGAGAUUUUCCAUGGGAUUAGCUUCUUCCUUUUUUCUUCCUUUUGUACUACUUCUCAUUUAUUUUAGCACUUCUUUCUUUCAUGUACUUUUUUUCCCUUUCACGCAUUGUACUCUUAAUUUUAUAUCAAUAAAAUUUCCCUUUUCAAAAAAAAAAAAAAAAAAAAAAAAAAAAAAAAAAAAAAAAAAAAAAAAAAAACUUUUCAGGCACGAAAUAAAAAAAGCCUAAAUGACUUUUGGCGGACAGAAGGAACAUAUUGGAAUUACAUAAUGCCCCUGAUUUGCCGUCAAAGAUUGAAACUGGGCAUUUGACUUGAAUGAAGACGUGUCAAUUUACAUAGGCUGAUUAAAAUUAAUUCAAUAUUUCUACCCGUUUGCCCAAACCGUCGACGCAAGCUGUCCUAACCGCCGGCAUCCCCGUGUCCCGCUUCCCCUCUUCUUCACAGCACAUUUAUACUUUGAAUGUGGCCUCAAAAAGGGCAACCAGAUUACCAGAGCUAAGUCACGGGAAGUCGGAGAAAGGAAAAAACAGAGUGCGAAAACUGUGAAGAUGAAAAAGAAAGGUCUGGACGGAGAAGUUAUGGACGGGUCAGAUAUAAUAGAGUUAGUUGGGAACGAAGAGGUGUUUACGAGCUUUGUCGAUCACAAGUUCCAAGAACUCGACAAAGACUGCGACGGCCAGCUCUCCGUCAAGGAACUCCAGCCCGCCGUCGCCGACAUUGGUGCUGCUAUUGGGUUGCCUGCAAUCGGCUCUUCUCCCCACUCUGAUCAUAUUUACUCUGAGGUUCUUAAUGAAUUCACACAUGGAAAACAAGAGAAAGUAAGUAAGAGUGAGUUCAAAGAGGUUCUUGGAGAUAUUCUACUAGGCAUGGCUACUGGUUUAAAGAGGGACCCUAUUGUAAUUCUUCGCAUCGACGGUGAAGAUCUGCUAGAGUUUUUAAACAAUCCAUCUUUUGAGACAGACAUGGUUUCUAUAUUCUCUGAGAUAGAACUGCAUGGUGGCUCCCUGAAACAAUACAUUGUGAGUGCAUUCAAGAAACUGACAGUCGAUCGUGGCGUGCCUCCUACCUCGGAUUCUUGGGUAAUGGGCAACAUUGUGGAACCAGCUGUGGGACCAUGCAGUACUACAGUCAACGAACCGGUUACAAAAGACGCUUUCAUGGUUGAAUUUAAGAAGGUGGCAGAGAAUGUUGCUCAACGUCUGAAGGAACAUCCAGUAAUUGUUGCUCAUACUGAGAACACCUUUGAUGGAAGUGGCAUUAAGAAGUUGUUGUCCAACAAAUAUGAACUUGAUAAGACUCUGGAUUCUUCUAUUCAAAAUGUGCCUAAAGAUCGUCAUGGGAAAAUGUCAAAGAAAUACCUCCGUGUGACACUUGAUCUGCUGGCUCCUGCAGCUGGCCUGCCUCCCAUCGGUGCUGUUGAUGAGAUGGACAAGGUAAUUGAUGAAACACUGAAGAUGUUGGAUGGUGAUGAUGGGAAAAUGGUAAAAGAGGAGGAGUUCAAGAAAGUGUUAAGGGAGAUACUGGGUGGUUUGAUGAUGCGUUUGGAAGGGAAUGCUGUUUCAGUGUCCACUAACUCCGUUGUGCACGAACCCAUUGCUUCGGCCUCCACUCUGUUGGAUCCACCUUCCCCAUGAUAUGCUGAAAUCUGAUGAGAUCAAUGUAUGUGUUGGUAGGAGGGAAUAAUAACAGUUUCACAUAAUGUGCUGAUAUAGAAGCCACUCAGUUACUACUACUUACCUAAUACCUUCUGAAUUUUUUGUAAGGCUAAAGGGUCAAAUAGGUACAUGAACUAACUUAAAGUGUUCAAUUAGCCCCUUAUAUAGGAGGUUCUGCCCGGCCGUCGCCAAUUGGGGCGUUUCCCGGUGGAAUUUUUUGAUGAAAUUUUUUGAGCAUCUUCUUCAUUAAGUCUAGUUUAUCCAUACCAAAUUUCAGCUAAAAAUUCAACCGGGAAGGCAGUCAAAUGAUUUUUUGAAGAUAACUGCGCAGGUAAACAACACAGUACAUUUUGAAAAAUCAUUUGACUGCCUUCCCGAUUUAAUUUUUAGCUGAAAUUUGAUAUGAGUAAACUAGACUUAAUAAUGAAGAAGAUGCUCAAAAAUUUUCAUCAAAAAAUUCCACCGAGAACCGCCCCAAUUGGCGACGGCCAGACAGAACCUCCUAUAUAAGGGGCUAAUUGAACACUUUAAGUUAGUUCAUGUACCUAUUUGACCCUUUAGCCUUUUUGUAAAUAUGACUACUAUUGUGUAUUUCCCUGUCUAUUGAUGGUUUCUUGGGAGUUAUAUCACUUGUUGAAACUGUGAGAGGCCUUCUUGCAUUGGUUGAAACUAAGUGUAUGACCUGCUUUCUGGUUUAUUAC
Molecule: messenger RNA, 4446 nt
Organism: Cuscuta epithymum
Lineage: Eukaryota; Viridiplantae; Streptophyta; Magnoliopsida; Solanales; Convolvulaceae
Source: the annotation of a GenBank genome assembly